Anisakis simplex (herring worm) is the source of this 3138-nucleotide messenger RNA. NCBI's taxonomy places the organism in Eukaryota, Metazoa, Nematoda, Chromadorea, Rhabditida, Anisakidae. The record is from the annotation of a GenBank genome assembly.
AUGGAUACGAUAUAUUGGAAUAAGGAUAAGGAUAUGGAUAAAGAUAGAGAAAGUGAUAUUGGAGGGAUACAAAUUCAAGAAGUGGAGCAAUUUGGUUUUAUCCCAUUGGCGGAUAUUUUAUGUGAUAUAAUUGCACAAUUGAAUCGUUUGGGUGAGAAGAGUAAAUAUGAGACGAUUAAACGUGUAUUAUUUGAUGAAUAUUAUUCAUGUAACCAGCAAGAAGAGCAGCAAAAACAAUCGAAAUUGUCGAAACAAAAUCAUGCUGAUGCAGUUAGCAAUAGCAACAAUACGAAACCAACUGAAGAGAUAUUGUUGCAAGCGUUAAAUGAACUGUUGAAAGCAGGUGCUAUUUAUAAGAUGAAUGAAAACUUUUUUGUGGCCAUACCAGCGACAACACCGUAUCAUGCACCGAAUCUUAACGGUGACAAUAAACGAUCAGCAAAAUGCAAUGCUGAAUGUCAAACUGGUAAAAGUAUUAUCAGCUCACCAACAGCUGUAGCUAAUCAAACACUAAUUCCAUCACAACGACAAAAUGCCCCACGCAACAACAAUAACAACAAACAUCGAAAAGGCUUAUUCGCUCGUUUAUUCGCCAAGAAAGACGCGUCCACGUCACCAUCAAAGGUUGCUCCCAAGCAAAAAGAACCGAUCGUAUUCUCAGCUCAGUUCCCACCACCCGAAUGGAUGUGCAAUCCGAACCUUCUCAUCAAUAAUGCUGAUGCAAAAUGCUUCAAACAAAAUCCGUUAAAUACAAAACGUCAUUUGUACGAGUGCAAUUUAGCCGCUCGGUGUAAGCUUAUACGUGAGCGUAAGCCUAAGCAUAAACCUGAAUUCUGUACGUUCGCCGAAAACUUGUGUGAUGAAGCAGCAUUGGUUAGUGGUGAUGACCCCGCGAGUGGUUUGGACACUAAACGACGUUUGUGCGCAUCGAUAAAUCAUCAACGAUUCAAACAACGUCGAGCCGAACGACACCACCUGUUAUCGAGCAGUUCAGAAUGUUUGAAUUAUGGUCCUAUUGAUCCACCCGAGUUAUUGCCGCGUUUCGCAGAUGCUGAAAUAGUUGACGAUUUGAGACGAAGAAGGCGUCGAAGACGAACGGGAGGUGGCCACGGAGAAGGAAGACGAUUCAGAGGUGCAGCGCUGGGAUCAGCUCAGCAAGAGCCUCUACCUGGUACGGUGGCCAAUUUUGGUGCUGAUACACAAAUUGUUGGUAUUGUUGCGAACACUGAUACAGGAAAAACAUUUGUUGCUGAUUGCAAAACGAAAAGACGUUCAGAUUUACAAAAUGUUUAUGGUGGUGCUGAAUUGAAAUAUUUUGAUGCAGAAGAACGCAAUCAUCAGCAAGAAGAAUAUGAAGAUUACGGAAUUUAUGUAAAUCCUGUGGCAAUUAAAAAUAACAGAGAAAAAACGCAACCGAAAAACGUAGUGAUGCGAACAGAGAGAAACGUUCCAAAACAACAACUAAUCGAUGAAAAGCUCGGCACUCAAUGCCAACCUGAGAAGCAACAGCAACAACAACAACAGCAACGAAGAAGAACAAGAAGAAGAAGGCGAUCAGACUGGUUCAUCGCUACAUCGUCUUCACUUUCCUCAUUGUCACUUUUUGCCAAUAACCCCGUCACUAUUGAAAAUCCUCGACAAAUCAGCACCAAAAAUGAUCACAUCGCUCCGAAAUGGUCCGUCGUUGAAACAAAAUAUCCUCCUCCUCCUCCUCAUUCUCGUGUUCGCCAUACCAACAAAAGUACAAAACCUGCACCGUUGGCAUCGUUGGCUCGCACUUCAACGCCCAUAACGGCGACGGUUGAGCGUCGCCGUGACGGUGGUUCAGAUUCGGCUUAUUCACUAUCGCCGGUCGUCACCGACGAGCUGUCUGCUGGUGCUGUUGCUACAGCAUCAUCGACAGCUUCUUCGGCUGGAGCGGUAGCGAUGAUGGCCGCAGAGGAGAAUUCAGAGAAUGAGACGGCAGGGUUAAAUUUCGUUUCGAAAUCAGUGCGGCCGCCAUUAUCAUCAGAGCAGAAAGUAAUUGCUGAAUUCAGGCGUAGAGCUGAUUCAGUUGGUGUGAUAGGGAGGAAUUGUGAUGAUUACGGUGACGAUGAACUGAAUGAAAGAAACUAUGAGAAUCUGAUGCAUAUGAGACGUGUGCAUUAUCAUAUCGAUCACCGGGCGAAACGAUCCGAUGCUAACGCAAUCGCUGUUGAAAGCUCACCAUAUGUUUAUUUGUAUCGUCAUGAUCCACCUCAGCAGCAGUUAACAAAAGCAACAACAGGAAAUGAAGAACUACGAGACCAAGAUCGUAGACAUGUUCAUAUUGAAAACGCUUUGCAUUAUCGUAAUCAUAAUGAUUCGAGCGAACGGAAUGCGUGCAGUCAAGAAGCAGAUUUAGCAUCAAUAUCACUGCGAGUGCGACCGUCAUUAUCGAGACGGCGUUGCGGUAGUUGGUCAGGUAGUGAUUGGAAUACUGCUUGGACAACAACUAACGAUGAGUGGGAAGAAGGUGAGGAGCAAGAGGAAACAGGGAUAAGAGGAAGAGGUCAACAAUUGAGUCAUAGAUAUACAAAUGGAAACGAUAUGUUUUUGAGCGCUACCAAGAGGGCAACACACAAUCACGGAGCGAAAUCGAAACAGUCAAAACGAUACUCAAUCGAUGCUAAUGCAACAGCGAAUGUGCAUGUGAAUCUGAAUGCGCUUAGUUCGAAUGACUAUUGUUCUAUGCAGUUCUCUCGUAGUGUUGAUAACGCUUGCAGUAAUGAGAGUUUAUUAACGAGUGAUAGUGAGGUGAUGGUAUAUGGCGAUAAUGAUGGGGAUGAUUGUUGUGCGGCCGAAUCAUCCAACUCAACCAACACAUAUGAUCAGCAUACUUAUGUGAACAUUGAUAAUGAGGAUGAGCAGAGCACGCAAUUCGAAGAAAUCACACAAUUGGAACGUUUGUCGCCAACUGCUGAUAAUACUGAUAAGGAAAAGGGAAAAAACACUGAUAAUGAUUUGAUGUUAAAAGCAACAUCAACAGCAGCAAUAAAUGAUGGAGAAAGGAGCGCGGACAAGGUCAUUCGAAUACUGCGUUAUUCGAGGCAUGAAAAUGUUGAAACGAAUGCAAAUCAAGAAGAAAGUGAAAAAGAAGAUUUCAUUAAAAAAUUUUAG